Dictyostelium purpureum is the source of this 726-nucleotide messenger RNA. RefSeq lists its product as uncharacterized. NCBI's taxonomy places the organism in Eukaryota, Evosea, Eumycetozoa, Dictyosteliales, Dictyosteliaceae. Bases 1 to 726 code for a protein of 241 amino acids. The transcript has a single exon. The record is from RefSeq and is a predicted model, not a curated record.
AUGAACUAUUUUUCAUGGAUGCCAUGGGGAAAAAAGAAAUCAGAUGAAAAUACAAAUUUAAACGAUAAUAUUAAAUCAAAUACAGAAACCGAAAAAAUUAAAGAUACAGCACCAACAAGUGAAACUAGUAAUAUAGAUGCAGAAAAAAACCCUCAAAAAACCACAACCACAAACAAAACCACUCAACCUAAAAAAGAAAAAACCCUCGAUGAAAGAAAAUUUGAUAUGGUUGAUUUAAUUGUAGAUCCACCCAUCAACCAUGUAAAGAUGACACCAGAACUAUAUGAAUCACUUGCAAAUGUUGGUAGAAAUGGAACAUCACCUUUUACACCAUCACAAUCAUUAUGGCUCAAUGGUAUAGUUGGUGGUUCAAUUGGUUAUAUAAUUUCAAAUAGUAUUUUUAAAAACAAUCCAUUGGUCAGAUUCAGAAAUACAAUGAUUUUUAGUUCAACAUUUUUAGGUGCUUACUAUUUUUCAAAUAACUAUUUCAAAGCCUCCAAAUAUGACCAUAUAAACUUUUUAUAUAAAAAAGAUAGUUUUAUCAGAGAAUGUGAUGUCUAUUUUUCAAAUGAAAUUCUUCCCUAUAUAAUAGAAAAAGAUAUAAAAGAUAGCAAAUAUAGAAUCACUUCAAAUGGUGAUAUUGUAGAUCCAGAAACUUCAGAAGUAGUAUUAAAAAAUUAUAAUGGUAGUCUUAAAAAGUUUUUUAACCCAUUAAAUGUUGAUUAA